GCGGGGUUCUGCAAGGUGAUAGCAAAGUUCGGGGUGUCUCCAAUUGCCUGCGGGAAAUGUCUCACUAGCGCGAUACUGCCGAUAUCCAUGACUUCUUUUUAAUUCCACCACAAAGAGUACCUGAACUUAUUUGUCCCGAUAUCUACUCAACCUUUUCAAAUUCGAUAAACCAUUUUGCAAUACAAGCCAUGACAGCCCCGGUCACUCAACUGCAAGUCCUCAAAGUCAUCUUGCAGGAGUGCAAGAAUCACCACGACGGGGACCCAUUACAGAUCCUUGAGAAGGACUUGUCUCUGACAUACUACGUCAAAGUCAACCGGCACACCAAACUUCACAAAGACCUUACUGCGCUGUCCCUCAUCCGAAAGGGUUGCAAGGAACUACCCAACCAGUUCAGUUCCUUUGGAAAACUCCAACUCUCGGUCAAACCACGUCUUGGAUGGCACCUCCGCAUUCCGCUCUGGCGCAUUGUCGGCAGCAUGUACGACUACGCAUUCCUUCCUUCCAACGAUGUCGACGUAGAAGCCGACGCCAACAUGCUUCUAAUCGGCCCGCGCGAAGACAUUACCUACAAAUACUUCUACUUCCGUCGUCAUACGAUGAUGUAUGCACCCCACCUCUUGGAGAACGACAGCCCGCUGCUCCUUGUUGCGCUGGCCUUCCAGCCCUCCGAAACAGUCAAGAACCUUCUAGAGCACUCUGGCGUCAUGCUUCAAGAGAGCCUCGACAAUAGGGCGGCAAGAUUGUUAGAGGAGUACCAGGGCCGGCAUGGGGGCACUGGCUGGGCCCAGGCCUUCGACGAACUGCGAGAGACAAUGAAGGGCAGGUGGCAUUCGACAUUGGCUCAAGACUACAAGGGUUACAACUCUCCUACGUCUUAUCUCAGGAGCGCAUUAGCGGAGCCUCCUUUGUAG
This is a messenger RNA of Cucurbitaria berberidis CBS 394.84, 914 nucleotides long. RefSeq lists its product as uncharacterized. NCBI's taxonomy places the organism in Eukaryota, Fungi, Ascomycota, Dothideomycetes, Pleosporales, Cucurbitariaceae. The transcript is spliced from 2 exons. The coding region runs from base 189 to 914 and encodes 241 amino acids. The record is from RefSeq and is a predicted model, not a curated record.